UUUCCUUCACCAACUCACCUUUCAACCAGAAACUUCUUUGUCCUUUCUCUUCUUUCUUCUUUUCCACCUCUUCUCUUCUAAAAUUCCAGGAUAAUCACAACCCUGAAGGGUUUUAUAUAUAUUUACACACCAGACUUGCAAGAAAAAUAGUUAUGGAGUCGUCUUCUGUGGCUAAAAGGCCUUGUUUCAUUGAGGAAGAUGAUGGGUUGGCUUCUCUUGCUGAUAUGGAAGCUGGGUUUUCAGGGAACCACCACCAGCACCCGUUCUUUUCUCGGUCGCUUUGUUAUGGGAGAAGGGGUAGUUUCAGAAACCUGUCAUCGUCUAUUUCUUCUCCAAGAUCUGCGAGGUUUUAUGAUGCGAGAUUUGAAGAUCAUCAACCUCAUUUCUUAGAAACUUGUUUUCUUUGCAAGAAACCACUGGGUAACAACAGAGACAUCUUCAUGUAUAGAGGGGACACACCAUUCUGUAGUGAAGAGUGUAGACAAGAGCAAAUAGAGAUAGAUGAAGCAGAAGAAAAGAACUGGAAUCUUUCUGCUUCCAAGAAAGCUAUAAGGAAAAAAGACCAGAAGAAAUCCAUCUCCCCAACCAGAAAUCGAGACUACCCUUCUCGUACUGGAACUGUAGCUGCAGCUUAAUUUCACAACAUAAAUAUAUAAUAUACUAAUAUUAUAUUAUAUCAAUGAAUCAAUCAAGUUCUCUUGGAAAAACAGAGGAAAGAACAGUUUGUGUAUGGUUCUGUGGUUUGAAUAUGUGAUGAUAGUUUUGUCCAUUAACGGCAAAGCCAGAGAGGGAGAUGGAGGAUGAGAUGAAGACCCAUUUUGACGAUUUUGAUUUUCUUUUUUAAUUUUUUUUGGGUUUUUCACCUUCUGUGAAUUGUUAUAUGUAUGAGGAGUGUGUGUUGGCUUUGAUGGAGCUGCUCCAUGAAACUCUUCUCUCUCUCUCUCUCUCUAGUAAAAGGAUCUUUUUCUAGUAAUGUGUUAAAGAAGAAAUGAUGACAAGGAAAUUUUCUAA
Messenger RNA from Manihot esculenta (cassava), 1011 nucleotides. RefSeq names its product FCS-Like Zinc finger 1. NCBI's taxonomy places the organism in Eukaryota, Viridiplantae, Streptophyta, Magnoliopsida, Malpighiales, Euphorbiaceae. Bases 153 to 635 code for a protein of 160 amino acids. The record is from RefSeq and is a predicted model, not a curated record. The transcript is spliced from 2 exons.